UUAACGACGUAAGUAUUAUUACCAGAGCAACGGCAAGACAUUGCAGAAUGCAGGAUGUGAAGGAAUAUAUUCCGGGGUUUUGGUAUUUGAUCAUACAUUUAUAAAAGUUGCGUACACGUUUUUUUACCUCUUCCUUCCACUACAUCAAGCUCAAAACUUUACUAUAUCCAACUGCUCGGGUUCAAGUUUCUCUUUACCAAGCGCACCAUCAAAUCACAACGAGGAUUUUAUAUUUUAAAAUUUUGAACAUCUCAACGUUAAAACUUUGAAUACAGAAAUUCCAAACAAUAGUACCAUAUACAUUGCAAAAUGAGUGGAGACGCUGUGCAUGGAAUUUCCUGCUAUUCUCUCGUUGCUAACUCGGAGACUGCAUACGAUGAGACCCUUACAUUUUAUCAAAAGCUUGGCUUCCAAAAGAUGGCUUUCUUUGGUAUCUCCGACACUCAUAAUGUUCGCGUUUGCAACAACUCUGUUCGUGAAGACUGGCUUCACGUUAGAGGCGAUAGCGACGGUGAGUCUGCCACUUUGAAGCUUCGCUAUGUUCCUGGCGAGUUCUCCCUUUCUCCUGUCUCCGAAGAAACUGAAUGGCGCGGCCAAAAGAGCUCCAUUGUAUUUUACUAUCCCAACUUGCCAGAAUUGGUUAAGAAAUUCUCUGCCGCAUCUAUUAAAUUCCAAUCUUUGCCUAAUGAGAAGAAGCCCGACGAGAUUUACGUGGAAGACCCUUUGGGCAACUUGGUUGGCUUUUCUGACCGCUAUAACCCCUUCGCUCAUGCUAACAUGAAGAAGUCUGUUGAAUCUGGCGUUCAAUCCAACAUGACCAGUGGCACUUCUACUCCUCUGGAUUCCGUCAAGAAGGCUACUGAAAACGUCACUACAAAGGCCCCUGGUGUCAAGAAGAAGGUUGCCGUUAUGACCAGUGGUGGUGAUGCCCCCGGUAUGAAUGCUGCUGUUCGUGCCGUAGCUCGUUAUGCCAUUCACCGCGGCUGCGAUGCUUUCGCCGUUUACGAAGGUUAUGAAGGUCUUGUCCAAGGUGGUGACAUGAUCCGUCAAUUACAAUGGGCCGACGUCCGUGGCUGGCUCGCUGAAGGUGGUACCUUGAUUGGUACUGCUCGUUGUAUGUCUUUCCGUGAGCGUGCCGGUCGUCUUCGUGCCGCCAAGAACUUGAUCUCUGCCGGUAUUGAUUCUCUUAUUGUCUGUGGUGGUGAUGGUUCCUUGACUGGUGCUGAUCUUUUCCGCUCUGACUGGCCUGAUUUGGUGCAAGAACUUGAGGAUACUAAGGCCAUCACUGUUGAGCAAGCCAAUCUUUACCGUCAUCUUACCAUCGUUGGUUUGGUUGGUUCUAUCGAUAACGAUAUGUCCUCUACCGAUGUCACCAUUGGUGCCUUCUCCUCACUUCACCGUAUCUGCGAAGCUGUCGACUCUAUCUCUUCUACUGCCAUUUCUCACUCCCGUGCUUUCGUUGUCGAGGUUAUGGGUCGUCAUUGCGGUUGGUUGGCUGUUUUGGCUGCUUUGGCUACUGGUGCUGACUUUGUCUUCGUCCCUGAGCGCCCUGCUCAAGUCGACAAGUGGCAGGAUGAAAUGUGCAAUGCUUUGAGUGCCUUCCGUAAGCAAGGUAAGAGAAAGUCUAUCAUCAUAGUCGCUGAAGGUGCUAUCGAUUCUGAACUCAACCACAUUUCUGCCGAGGACAUUAAGAAACUUUUGUCUGAACGCGUUCACCUAGACACUCGUGUUACCACCCUUGGUCACGUUCAACGUGGUGGUAUCCCAUGUGCUUACGACCGUAUGCUUGCUACUCUUCAGGGUGUUGAUGCCGUCGAUGCUGUUCUUUCCUCUACCCCUGAAACUCCUUCUCCCUUGAUUGCUAUUAACGGUAACAAGAUUAACCGUAAGCCCUUGAUGGAGGCCGUUAAGUUGACUCACAAAGUUGCCGAUGCCAUCGAGAAGAAGGACUUCGCUACUGCUAUGGACCUAAGAGACCCUGAAUUCGCAGAUUACUUACACACUUGGGAAGGCACUACUUUCAUCCAGGAUGUAAACAACUUCGUUGCUCCUGAAGAGAGAAUGCGUGUUGGUAUCGUUCAUGUUGGUGCUCCCGCCGGAGGUAUGAACUCUGCCACCCGAGCUGCUGUUCGUUACUGUUUGAACCGUGGUCACACCCCUCUUGCCAUUGACAACGGUUUCUCUGGCUUCUUACGCCACGACUCUAUCCAUGAGCUUUCUUGGAUUGAUGUUGAUGAAUGGUGCAUUCGCGGUGGUAGUGAAAUUGGUACCAAUCGUGAUACCCCUGACCUUGAUAUGGGUCACUGUGCCUACAAAUUCCAACAACAUCAAAUUGAUGGUUUGAUCAUUGUUGGUGGUUUUGAAGCUUUCACUGCCCUCUCUCAAUUAGAGCAUGCCCGUGUCAAUUACCCUUCUUUCCGUAUCCCCAUGGCUAUAAUUCCUGCCACCAUCUCUAAUAACGUUCCUGGUACUGAAUUCUCUUUGGGUUGUGAUACUUGCCUUAACUCAGUCAUGGAGUAUUGUGAUACUAUCAAGCAAAGUGCUAGUGCUAGCCGUCGCCGUGUCUUCGUUUGUGAGGUUCAAGGCGGUAAGUCUGGUUACGUUGCUACCGUUGGUGGUCUUAUCACCGGUGCUUCUGCUAUCUACACUCCUGAAGAUGGUAUCACUUUGGACAUGUUGCGUGCUGAUAUUGACCAUCUUAAGCAAACUUUCGCUAUGGAAGCCGGUCGCAACCGUGCUGGCCAACUUAUCCUUCGUAAUGAAUGUGCUUCUAAGGUCUACACCACUGAUGUUAUUGGUGACAUAAUUAGUGAAGAAGCUCAUCACCGCUUCUCUGCUCGUACUGCUAUUCCCGGUCACGUUCAACAGGGUGGUAACCCCACUCCUAUGGACCGUGCUCGUGCUGCUCGUCUUGCUAUGCGUACUAUUCGUUUCUUCGAGAACUGUCGUGCUAAUAAUUUGGGAGCCGAGACAGGAUCCGCUGCUGUCAUCGGUAUCCGUGGUACCGGUGUCACCUUCACUCCUGUUGCUGAAGUCGAGUCUAAUGAAACUGAAAUUGAGCAACGCCGUCCUAAGAACGCCUGGUGGCGUGGUAUGCAUGAGUUGGUCAACAUUUUGGCCGGCAAGACUUUUUCUGCUUAAGUAUAAUUAAAAGUCAUGGUUAGGAAUGAACCACUUUGUUUAUUUUGGUGCCUGAGCUAUUUUAACAUGCUGUCUACAAUAGACUUUGUUUUACCUUGUUGGAAAUCGGUAUGAUACUAGAUUCACUAGGACAAAAUAUAAUGGUUAAUAUAUUUUUGAAAGUUGUAACAAAAGACUUCGUAGCCCAUCAGUAGUUAAGGAUAAAA
Schizosaccharomyces cryophilus OY26 is the source of this 3347-nucleotide messenger RNA. RefSeq names its product 6-phosphofructokinase. The coding region runs from base 310 to 3141 and encodes 943 amino acids. Gene Ontology annotation, molecular function: ATP binding; fructose-6-phosphate binding; AMP binding. The transcript has a single exon. Gene Ontology annotation, biological process: fructose 1,6-bisphosphate metabolic process; canonical glycolysis; fructose 6-phosphate metabolic process. NCBI's taxonomy places the organism in Eukaryota, Fungi, Ascomycota, Schizosaccharomycetes, Schizosaccharomycetales, Schizosaccharomycetaceae. The record is from RefSeq and is a predicted model, not a curated record. Gene Ontology annotation, cellular component: 6-phosphofructokinase complex; mitochondrion; cytoplasm.